CACCUUCACUCUCUCACCUCCGAAUUCCACUGCUUUCUGUGGUGAGGCUAUAUAUAUACAUGAUACUGAAUCUAAAAAAUUCGAUUCUUGAAGUGGGUUUUUUUUUUCUUUGUUUUUUUUAUGUGUGUGAAUGAAUUGGGUUUUGAGAUAGAAAGAAAUUAGAUAAUCAUUAUUUUCCUCCUAAUGGUUCAAGAGCUUAUUAUUGGUUCUAAUGAAGCUAUGUUCAAUGGCGGUUUCUUUGAUUCUUCUGAACAAUUUCAUAACUCAGUACUAGAUCCAAUAACCAAUAAUAAUGUUGUUUCUGGAUUUCCGAGCACUGAUUUCAAGAGAAUCAAACUUUCCUCGGAGUCCAAUCAGCAGGAAUUGGAUUUUCACACUUGUGGAGAAGCAAGUCCUCUUGGUUUGACAUUGAAGAAGACACCAUCUUUUCUCAACUUGGUAGAGAUGACCUUAUCUCACUCAAGGAGCAAAAACUGCUCAACUGGGACACAUCACACAUCGUCGAUUCAAGAACGUUGUCGAGCAAAGAAGGAUGAUUUUGUGUAUCAACCGAUGUAUGAGAAGUUGAAGGCCUCAAACUUCCCUGCAUUGUUGCUCAAAAUUGGCUCGUGGGAGAGAAAAUCUUUGCACGAAGGCAAUUUGGUAGCAAAGUGUUAUUAUGCCAAGAAAAAAAUUGUGUGGGAAGUUUUAGAGGGGGCUUUGAAGAGUAAGAUUGAAAUACAAUGGUCUGAUAUUGAAGCGAUUAGAGCCAUUAUUCGCGAUGAUGAGCCGGGAAUUUUGGAAAUUGAGUUAAACCAACAACCUCAGUUCUUCAGAGAGACAAAUCCGCAGCCACGGAAGCAUACACUUUGGCAACAGGCAAUGGACUUUACUGGAGGUCAAGCUGCUAUUUACAGGAGACAUUACAUCAAAUUUCCUCCAAGAACGCUUGACAAACACUAUGAGAAACUUUUGCAAUGCGACAAACGAUUGUUAGAACUCAGCCAAAAACCUUUCCCAAGGAUGGAAACUCCUUAUUUCUACUCAAACAUCUAUGAGGUUACCGACAUCCCUUUUGAUUUCACUGUGCGUCGAUCACAAGUCCCUCCCACAUUGCAACAUUCUUUUUCAACUAUCCCUAGAUCUUUAGUUCCUCCUCAUCCGAUUCAAAAUUUCAAGCUAACAACCAGACAACCCUUUGGUAUUAUGGACUCAAAUUCACCAAUGUCAGAUGACAACGUUAAUGGCUACACGUUUGAUAAUCGACGGAUGGUGCAUUGGGGUCAACAAGGAAACAAUGUCGAAAAUGUUUUAGCAAGGGAAGAUCAAAUACAAGCCAAUGCCAAUGCUGCCUUUUCUAGUCAAGGAUAUCCAAACACUGGGUUACUUGGUGACCUCGAAAACCAUUUGCUAGGUGACUCACAAAAUGUAUGCUCCAAUGAGAGAACGCUCCUUGCCAGAGUGAGUUCAAUGUGUUCAUUGCUCGAUCCAUUUGAGGUGGCAAAUCCCCAAAACAACAAUUCCAUGAAUCAAUCGGAGUAUAAACAAGGAAAAUUUAGCGAUGAUCACCUAAUUUUGGGUACAACCGAGCAUUCUGGAGUAGAUGGCGGGCUAUGCUACCCACAACCCAUUUGUUGCUUGGCUCCACGAGUUUCUGACGAGAGCCAUAUGAUGCAUCUUCCGAGGGACAAUUCAUCGUAUCCGUACGAUUUCUAUCAUCCCGAGGUGAAUGAUUAUGGAUUUGUUGACACUGGCCACGGGGUCCACCAAUAGGCGUGAUGUGGUGGCAAAAAUGAGGAAAGUCGUGGAUGUAGCAAGGGGAUGUGUGAGCUAAUGUUAUUACACCAUCACUUGUUUGUUUCAUGAGUACACAUUUUGUAUAUAGGCAAUGAAAAUAAUCCCCCAAUUUUAUCUAGUGAAUAGGGUUUCAGUUUUUUUUUUUUUUUU
Messenger RNA from Camellia sinensis, 1926 nucleotides. RefSeq lists its product as uncharacterized. The record is from RefSeq and is a predicted model, not a curated record. NCBI's taxonomy places the organism in Eukaryota, Viridiplantae, Streptophyta, Magnoliopsida, Ericales, Theaceae.